GUAAGAGUCGGGGUCGUUUCUAAAUUUAAAUCAAGCCGUUUUAAACACAUUUUACUUAAUUAACAAAUAAUUAGGGGUUGAUUACAAUGUCAUAAGUGUUAAUUUGGUUCGUUAGCUCAAGAUAAGUGUUCUGUAGCCGACUAUCGGGAGUGUUUAUUCAAUUUCGUUGCUGUUUACGUGGUGCCGACAUUUUCUUGUUGCUUCCAUCAAAAUCGGAUUAAAAUCUCUAAUAAACUCAUUAAAAACGUAAAUAGCCCGCUACAUCGCAAUUACAUUAAGUUGGUUUGGUACCUGGAAAAAGGAAAAGGUUGAAAAUUGCGCGGGGAACUUACUGUUUUAACUGAAAAGUGCAAGCCCUAGACUGGUAUAUUGAUUAAGCUCCACAAACACCGUACAUUUAAAAGACCGUUUGAUUUGGUUGAAAAGUAAAUCAUCGCCAGCCGAAAAUGCACAGGAUCUUUUUCACGAAACGCCAUCGAAAACUUCUGAACGAGAAGUAUGAAAAUAGGUGAUAAUGAUUUUAAAAAGGAGGAUUUCCCAGAGAUAAUCUGGUAUGCAGUGGCGGAAAUUGGCGCGUUCUAAGAUAACAUCAGGUCGAUCGCGUACGCGCAGUAUGCUUUGCUGUGGUCGAAGAAAGGAGAAUGGGCGAGAGGCUUUGGAUCUCACAGCCUCACCCCUCCGGGGACCGCCACCUGCUACACGAUCGAACCACCCUCCACCGAUGGUUAUACAGGGAGAUUUCAGAAAGGUUUCGGGGAUUAGCAGUGAAAUAUUUAAGCAGAUAGAAACGGUAGAGAACGACCACGAUGCGUCUACUGCAGCGGCGUUGGAGGCGGUGGAAAGGCGUGGUGAAAUGAUAGUUAGAAUUUUGGAUUCUCGUCAUCUUGGUAGAACUGCAGGGGAUACGGCGAAGCGAUUUACGUCGAUGCAAGAUGCGAAACACACUGUACAGUUUGUAGAAAUAGUAAAAAGGCCGGGACAAACGCUCGGACUUUAUAUCAGGGAAGGAAAUGGGAUUGAUAGAAACGAUGGGGUUUUUAUAUCAAGAAUAGCACUAGAGUCUGCAGUGUAUAACAGUGGAUGCUUGAAGGUGGGGGAUGAAAUUCUGGCCGUAAAUUUGGUGGAUGUGACGCGAAUGAGUUUAGAUGAUGUAGUUAUAAUAAUGUCUAUCCCAAGAAGACUGGUCCUAGCAACAAGACAAAGGAAAGGCAGUAAAGGAGGCCAGGGCUCGCCAAGUGUUCAACCAAGAUCUGAGCACAAACCGCCACCGGUAGUGGUUAUUAAACGAGAUUUACGCGAGGAUGAGAAUGACGACGGCGAAUUAAGUCAAAAUAGGGAUUCGACUCGGCAAAGACAUACGGGGGACGGUAGGGAAACGAUAGAGUCGCGGUCUCGUUUAGGAUUAGGUUUAUCGUCGUUAGAUACACGUCAUACGUCGCAAGAUACGAGCAACGGAUUAGAUCUUUACUAUAACUCGAGACCGCCCGACUCAAAUACGUGGGGUUAUCAACCUCCGCCCCCCGUCAUCACCGAACAACCAAAGUCUAAUAUUCAGCACUUCCAACCAUACGAACGUAAUUACCCCAACACUCUCGAAAGUUUGGCGGAAAAGGUUCAUUCAUUUGCUCUUCCGGGACGAAGGAUGUCGGCAGGAACCCAACCAAUAACUAGAUUAUCUACACAACAAAGCCCGCACUAUUACGUACAGCACACCAGCACAGGAUCGCGAAGGAUAAUGCCACGUUCAGGUUCCGACCAACAUCUUCCCCACACCGAAUACGCCGAUUACACUAGUAUAACUCCGGCCGGAAGGCAUAGCCUUCUUAGAUCUAGUUUAAAAUCCGGUUCCACGCUUAGUCGAUAUAACCAAAGGUACGUGGACCAGGCUUCGAUAGCUGCCCAAUUGGCUCAAUCGAAGUAUGGGCCACCACCGUCUCAGUAUGGAGCGACAUCGACGCUGUCGCGGAGAAAUCGAAGCAGUCUGGAUUAUUCCAGCGAUACCGAGGCGACCGCUGGCCCUAGAAGUAGUUACUACUACUAUAGGAACCAAAGCGUGGUACCUCACAGCACAAUUCCUACAUUAGGAAGAAACAAUUCACUGACAACAACAGACAUCAGCGCAAAGUUUAAUUCAUUGCCUCGCGACACUCGAGGAACCACGAGGUUAAGCAUGGGUAAAAGGUUCGGUGACCGAAGCGUUUCGCUUUUGCAAGACGAAUCGGACGGAGCACUGUCUGCGCCAGAAAUGCCAUCCACCAUUCGAAGGGACAGAGAUGAAUACAGACAGUGGCUUAGUCGAACUCCAUCAACUUCGGCUAUAUAUGAACAGAUCAGAGCUUCUAGGGACGUGCUAAACCAGCAGAGGGCGGCGAGGUUUACAUAUAGCGCGGAAAAUAUUCACGCGGCGUUAAAAGAUACGGAGGGAGGAUAUUAUAGUUCAUACGGGCGUCCAGGUGCAACUACGACAUUAGAUAGAAACUUUACACGUUCUCAGCAUCCAGUUGCGCCCGCUAGGUCAUUAUCAACACAACACAUUACCUCAUCAUCAUCUGGUAAGGUUUUUAAGACGCGGAAUCAAUACAGGCUAACGUUCUAUGCAGCUUUAAGUUCGACACGAUCGCCAUCGAUGAGAAGAAUGAGGCAACUGCUCGAUUUAGAUUCGGGACGAUCGGCUGCCGCUCCGAGCCCAGUUCCGACUCCGAGUGGUACGCUUCCGAGAGGUCAACGUCAGCUGGACAUCAAUCCGGCCGAGUUCCUCAAGUACAAAAUUGAAAAACCCGGCACCGGUGCGGCGACAAUGGGAGGUUUCUCUUUGGGAAGCACGACUACGGGAAGCAUGACUAGCGACGAGCCAGUCAGCGGAAUGCUGUGGGUACAUUUGCUAGCGGGCAGAGGACUGAGGGCGUCGACAGGUACGUCGGCCGCAACGACGCCCGUGACGCCCAGCGGUAGUACACCAAGUAGCAUAGGUUCUUCCGGUUUGAGAGACCUCUAUUGUGUGUUAGAAUGUGAUAGGGUACACAAAGCUCGGACCGUCGUGCGAACUGGCGAUUUAGUUUUCGAUUGGGACGAGAGCUUCGAAUUAGAUUUAGUAAAUAAUCGGGAACUUGACCUUCUCAUAUACUCAUGGGAUCCUCAAUAUCGACACAAAUUGUGUUAUAAAGGAUCUGUUCACCUUCCUUCGCUUUUAAAAACGGGCCCGUUGCAUCAACUCGCCCUGAAGAUCGAACCUCGGGGGACGCUAUAUUUAAGAUUAAGGUACAACGAUUCACACACGCUUUAUAGGAGGAAAAGCGCGUCUAGUUUAAGUUUAUCUCGAACAACUUACCCUCCGUUAUUCGGGGUUGAUCUUGAUACAGUGGUUAAUAGGGAAAAUAAAGCGGGUAUAAGUGGGGGAGUUCCUACAAGCCUAGUCGGUAGUGGUUUACAAGUUCCAUUAAUUUUGAAAAGGUGCGUCGACGAAAUCGAGAGAAGAGGAUUAGAUAUAAUAGGAUUAUACCGACUAUGCGGUUCCGCAACGAAAAAACGAAUUUUAAGGGAGGCAUUUGAGCGAAACAGCAGAUCCGUGGAUUUAACUCCUGAAAAUGUUCCCGACAUAAAUGUGAUUACGGGUGUUUUAAAAGAUUAUUUGCGAGAACUGCCGGAGCCCUUAUUUACGAAGUGCUUGUAUCAAAUGAUGGUGGACGCAUUAGGAGUUUGCCUGCCCGACGACCCGGAAGGAAAUGCGAAGUUAAUGUUUUCGAUAUUAGAUUGUCUGCCUCGGAUAAAUAGGACAACCCUCAUAUUUCUCAUGGAUCAUUUAGCUUUAGUCGUGUCGGCGAGUGAUCGAAACAAAAUGUCGGCGCAAAAUUUGGCGACGGCCCUUGCGCCACCCUUAAUGCUUCACUCCAUCGAGUCGAUGACCCCAUCGGGACAGCGGCAUCAGGAUCUGGAUUACGCUCAACCAAUAGGCCUCUUAAAAUAUUUAUUACAAAUUUGGCCUGUUCCUAAACAUCGAGGUCGGCGCGCCAGACCAGUCGAGCAGCGUGGAGACAAUCGCAAUGUGUAUCCUCAGGGGGCAGUUUAUCGAGGGCCGUCUCGGCCCUCAGUGGCUCCGUGUCCUCCUCCUCCUCGCUCAGCAGUCUCGGAACCUCGAGGCCCUGUGCCACCGGUCCCAUCACCCCAGAUACUCGGCCCAUCAUCAGUAAGCAAAGGUCCUUACCGUCCGCUCUCCCCUCGAGUAGGUCCACUGCCAGCAGCGGGAGUCGCUCUCAAACCACGCCAAGUGAUAGUCUCUUCUCCAGGUUCACCAAGCAGUAGCAGCGAUUCACAAUCGGGUUCCGAUUCAGUGAAACACUGUCUACCAAGUCGUGUUAGUUCACCGGCCAUGAGAGCGUCGCCAUCUCAAGCAAUGAGAAAAUCGCCGUCGGUGACUAGCGCGACGGGAAUUCGGAAUUCACCAUCCGCCACAUCCAGUUUAAGAAACUCCCCGUCAACAGCAAGUGUCAGCUCUCCGGUUACGAAGCACUCCCCAUCCAUAUCCAGUCUGAGCCGUACCUCCCCCUCGGUAAUCCUCAUGUCAACAACUCGAUCCAGUUCGCCCGCAAUGCAAGGCAGCUCCGCCGGUCUCAACGUCACACUCAAUACGACCACACCAUCAUUUGCAACCCUCUCAAGUUUGCAGUCGACGAUUUCUAACAUAAGCACAACAGCCGGUAACAUUUACAACUUGAGUUACACUCAACCUCCCACUUACGCAAGCACAAAUCCCUUCCUAACCGGCGCAUACCUCAAUUACACACCUGGAGAAACAACUUACACCGAAAAGUACAACACGAUCGGAUCAUCCAAAGAAAUCUCCAAGCCAUUCUCAUUUACCGAUUCAAACUUCCCGGAAUCUUCAAAAUAUAACACGUUAAGCACAAAACCGAUACACGACGUGACCGAGCCGAGCGACACAAAGUUUAACACAAUCGGCAGCAAAUAUCAGGACAAGACAGGGUAUUUGGGUAUCAACUACGGAGCCGACCUGAAGUAUAGCCCCGUGAAAUCGACCGGAAGCGCUUACGAUACAAGUCCGGGGAUGUCUCAGACCAACAGUUCCAUGCUUCUCAGCGUGGAAGAUACACCUACUCCUACCAGUAGUAUCGAGACGGAAGACAGCAACACUAGGGAGGUGGGCGAAAAGGAUGUGGAAGGCGAUGGUGAACAGAGUGAUUAAAUGUUCGAUCACGAACGUUUUAUGGCAGCACGUAAAAGACAUAAUUUUCGUAUAACUUCGUACCAUUCAACGUAAAAUGUAUUAUCACUAUGUACCUAUCGUGUAAUUCGGAUGCGUUCGAACAAAUUUGUCUGCUUUUUAGAAUCAAAUUUACUAUACUAGUUAGGAUCAUUGUUAACUAUUAAAUAAAUUAUACCUAUUAUACGAUUUCAGAUGAUAUAUAGAUAGAUCAAAUAUACUAUACUAUAAAACCUACUAACAAUUAUCUAUAGGGCAAACCUAGAAAGUAUAACAGUAGAUUGUAGAAACCUGAUCGUUGCACGCGUUGCACAAAGAAUCUGAAACGUCAACUUCUUCCGUUUAGUAAACUUAAUAAUAAUAGUAAUACAAAGAUCAGCGGAUAGUAAUAUAUAAUUCUGUUUAUACUUACUAUAAAUAAACGUGAAAUGCACAAAUAAAAUACUUGAAUACACUGCCAUUGGAUCUUAAUGUUAGGCAGAUUCCAACUAAGUAGGUAUAAAUUUAGAUCGACUUUUAGCAACGGACGCGGAUUUCCGUUUGUAUCAUAACACUAGCCAAAUCAUAGUGAAAACCAUAAAAAAGUGUGGGAAAUAAAUCAUGAUCGUGAGAGAUAUUGGCACAUGGCCGAACCCGACCGAUUUUUUCAUUGCUCGCCUCCUUCGCGGGUUUUAAAACGAUCGGUCGUUUGGCGACAUUUUGUUGUUCUGUAUAUUAAUAGCCCCAUUUAUGUAAAUAUAUUUGCUGAAAGGUUUUAUAGUUGAAUUUUAUGUAAUUUUCUGUAGAUUUCGUAAAAUUGUUUACCAUGAUGGUUGUUCAAGCACAUGUAAUUUAUAUAUGUACAGUUAUUCUAAGGUAUUUUUGUUAUGUUUUAUUGCCAUAACAAUUGUUUAUGAAAUCGUUGCUAAAUGUUUUAGGUUAUUUUAUCAUUUAAGUAUAUAUGCAGGGGUCAGAAGCGUAAAACAACACCGACCACCCUGUAAAUAAAAAUUAAAGUAUAAGUAACACUGUAUCUACAAUAAAAUGCUUGUACAGCAAUAAGAAUGCUAAAUAAGCCGAGCACACUAGUUUGCAUUUUUUAUACUUCAUUAUUUCGGUGCUAGCUGCUAUUUGUAAAACUAAAUAAGUUUUGAUGUUAGCACAUACUUCAUAUAUGUGAGAGGAAACGCAGGCCAUAUCAAAAAAAAAGAAAAAACUGCGUUGCCCUGCCUAAAUAGCCUAUCGUUGAAUAAUAAGUGUGGCUAAUUUGUGUUAGAGGUGUGCGGUGGUGACAAAAAAAUACUAUAGUCAAUUUUCAGUUCUGUCAAUUUUAGAUGAAGUAGGUGAAUUUAUUAGAAUGUUAUAUUUAAUAUGCACUGGCUAUAAAAAUCAUGUAGUCUAUCUGAUAGAAUGACCAACCCCAAAAUUGAGUCCAUCAUUCUUUUGAUCCAAAAUUCCAAGAACUUAUUUUGCACUGUAAGCCGAAACCAACAAGUUCGUGGAGUCCCCAUAAGCUAUUUUGACAAUCAAAGACCCCUUUUCCUACCAUUAUUUUUUACAAAUACGUAACCAAACUCAUCAUUAUAUCAGAUACGACUGUAAAAUUGUUAUAUGUUAAAUUUAAGAGUAAGUACGAAUGAAUGUGUGCACAUAUCAUUAAUACACUUUAUACUUUCCUAUACGAUUAGAUUGAACAGUGUGUGUACAAUAAUCUUAUGCCUCGACCAUGCCUUCUACUGAACGUUGUUACUCUCAUUUCCCAUUUUACUAAACAGAUCAUUAUAUCAAGCAAGCUUUUGUAACCCACAAUAAUUGUUAUGAACAUCCAUCCCAUCGUUACAUUAUUACAUAGGUGAAAGUGAGCCGGUAUUCAUUUUCGGUCAACAUUCAGUAAAGGCUUUCCUGCAAAAUAGACUUUAUUAAAUUGUUAUGUAUACAGAUUGGUACGGAAAUAUUCUACCGAUUUUUAAUGUAGAAAAAAUGCUCAGCAGUGUACCAUUUUCUUCAUAAUCGCGCCCUAUUGUGGAAAACGUUUACUUUCGCACUUCAUUUUCACAUUUCAUUAUUAUUAGAGGUUUCGUGAGCAAUAAUGUAAGGUUUUGUUCCAGCAGAACGUAGAAUAUUUCUGUAUAUUUAGAUGUUAAAAAUAAACUAAAGUAUCAGUAUUUACGAUAGCUUUUCAAAUGGCUAGACCCUCCUAAGAUGUACUUACGAUA
Photinus pyralis (common eastern firefly) is the source of this 7413-nucleotide messenger RNA. RefSeq names its product rho GTPase-activating protein 100F (gene RhoGAP100F). The record is from RefSeq and is a predicted model, not a curated record. The transcript is spliced from 20 exons. Gene Ontology annotation, biological process: signal transduction. The coding region runs from base 554 to 5200 and encodes 1548 amino acids. NCBI's taxonomy places the organism in Eukaryota, Metazoa, Arthropoda, Insecta, Coleoptera, Lampyridae. Gene Ontology annotation, molecular function: protein binding.